UGGUGCAACUUUUGACAUCACUCGCGAUGCUCUAAGUAGGCUCUGGACAGUCUUCGGCUGGGGCAGGAAAAAUUUCGACAUUAAAAAAUAGCGUGCUUCUCUGAGAAUUGCAUAUUUCACGCGUCUGUGCAUUUUUUCCUCGAUUCACCUUAUAUGAGCUAGAAAUUAGAGAAAAUACAAAAACACAUAUUUUGAAAUUGUAUUUGUAUGUGUCCUUUAAUCAUAGUUAGCCAGAAAAAAGAGGGUUUCCCGGAUUUUCUGGGCAUUUCCCAAGUGUGUUCUUGAUGUUUCAUGCUUGCUGGAAACAAAAAGUUUGAAAUCAUCGUUUUGUUCGGUUAGCCAAGACACAAACCGCAUUUCGGACACGUUUCGGCUGAGCUCGAUUCACCAGCGACCUCUCGGCCAGUGUUUUUGUUUUGCCGUCUGACGUUUGGCUUCGUCCUCGUGAUUUUUCACAACUUUUUGGUAUUAUCUCAGGGAUUCAAGUUAGUGAGCGACCAGGGAGAUGUCUGAGCGAAAAGUGUUGAACAAAUACUACCCUCCGGACUUCGAUCCGUCGAAGAUUCCGCGGAUGAAACUGGCCAAGAAUCGCCAGUACACAGUCCGACUGAUGGCCCCAUUCAAUAUGCGGUGUGUCACGUGUGGGGAGUACAUCUACAAGGGGAAGAAGUUCAAUGCGCGCAAGGAGGACGUGGAGAACGAGACGUACCUCGGCAUCCGGAUUUACAGGUUCUACAUCAAGUGCACGCGUUGCCUGCAGGAGAUCUCAUUCAAGACGGAUCCCAGGAAUACGGAUUAUGAGAUUGAGGCGGGCGCCACGAGGAACUUCAUGGCGCUGAAGCUGGCGGAGGAGCAGGCGAAGAAGGAGGAGGAGGAAUUGAGGGAAGAGGAGGCCAACAAUCCGAUGAAGUUGCUGGAGAAUCGCACGCAGCAGUCCAGGAAUGAGAUUGAGCUGCUGGAGUCCCUGGAGGAGCUAAAGGAUCUCAACAGGCGACAGCAGACGGUGGAUUAUGAGCAGAUGCUUCAACAAUAUGACACAACGGAGACGGCCAAGGACAGGGAGGAGCGUCUGGCGCGUCUGGACGAGGAGUACAUCAAGACGGUGAACUUUGGCAAUUCAGCGGGGAAGGUUGUGGCUGAGGAGGAAGUGGUGGAGACAAUAGUUCUCGCCAAGGUGCCUCAAUUGAAGCCCGAAACGUCAAGGGCAGAGAUAAAAGUACCGCCAAAUCGACUGAAGAUGCAAAAUCUCGUGCGCCGGAAGGAAAAUACUACUCCUGAGGCGAAGAAAGCAACUCCAGCUGGUGGAUUAGGUCUCUUGGCGGCCUAUUCCGACAGCGAUUCCAACUCUGACUGAUUAGAUUGCGCCUCACAUCACACCGACAAAUCGCUCUGGACAAUAUAUUCAUUGAGUCGUUUAACGACAGUACAACAGAGAGCCCCAUUUAGCAUCGCACUCGGCGCUCCAAUUCAGUUGCGAUCGCACUUUCGCGGGAAUCGGUCAC
Molecule: messenger RNA, 1502 nt
Organism: Phlebotomus argentipes
Lineage: Eukaryota; Metazoa; Arthropoda; Insecta; Diptera; Psychodidae
Product: splicing factor YJU2
Exons: 3
Coding region: 506-1354 (282 amino acids)
Biological process (GO): mRNA splicing, via spliceosome
Cellular component (GO): U2-type catalytic step 1 spliceosome
Source: RefSeq, a predicted model, not a curated record